AUGUCACCUCACUCUCGGACGCGGGAACAGAUUCGUCGAUCACUGCGUUAUGAGCCUCGAGAUAGAUUCCACCAACCGGACGCUGAGCUCAUUCUCAAGUUCGAUGCGUCUGUGGUCAAAGGGCAGGAAGUGCGGAACCUCACCACGAGCGGUUGGUUACACAUUGCUGUGUGGUGGCUGCUGAAGGCCCGUGCAGUCCUUGCCAACGCGGACAAGCCAAGCCCGUUGGAUCAUCGUGGAAGCGUUAGCCCAUCAACUUUAUCGUGGUCCUCGAGCCAUCAAGCAUAUGUUGACCUGCUCAAGGCCUCAUAUAUCCUAUAUGAUGUUGUGCUCAGAACUGGCAGUCCGGAGGAAUUGUGCUUGAAUGAGAAUCGAAAAAUGGUCUCCGAUUUGUCCGAUGGUAUUAGGGAAGACUUCUCCCAGUUCAGCUCAGUCGAUGUUCCAGACUAUGCUGCCAUUCAUUCACACAACCAGGAGAUUUUGGAAACAAUACAACCCGAAGAAAGUACGGGUAAUAUCAAUCCACGUUUAGGUCUAGGCGAUGUCCGUUAUACUGCAGUCGAGAUCGAAGACGCAGGCAAUGAGGACGAACAAGUCUUCUUCCGCACGUUCGUCAACGCCGGGAUAGGUAGCAAGAAGCUUCGCAUGAGAACGAAAGGCGCCCCAUACAUGCUUCUGUUGUCUACCAAAGAAGGAGACAAUGAGCCGAAAAUUACCAUAUGCAAUCAAAUGGGCACUUUUUGCCUCCAGCGGGACUUCACGCCAGCAGAUUUGGCCCAGCUUGUUCAAGUCUCAGAAGCCUCUCUCAACAUUCUUUCGGUUGCCAAGUCUACGGAGCCGGUGACGCUGAUGUUUGAGACGGUCAGCGUUUCUAUCUCGUUUCAAUAUCUGCCCGACUUGGUACAGUUCAUCAGCGUUCCGAAAGCCUACUUCGAUGCGGUGUGGCCCCGGGAGCCAGUGAGCUCGGAUGAGAUUACCGAAACUAUGAUCUAUAGAGGCACUGUUGAGGUACUGGAGCAACUCAAAGCACCUAGCAUGGUAGCCAUGAGUCCAGCUCUGGUUCACCGAUCCUGUGAAGUGCGCAUUCUAGAGAGAUCAUUUGGCGAAGCAUGGCGAUCCAUCCGGAGAUUGGUCAUCAGUUCUUCCGUGGCCGACAAAGAUCCAAUGUGUAUUGAUUGGUUCAUGCCUCUGAGCUGUGUACAAAUCAGCCGCAAAAAAGGAUCGAGGCAGGCGCUACUGAAGUGGUCAGAUACUGGGCAAGAACGAUCCGAUAAGACUGAUGGGAACUACAACCCUCUCUACUCCAAUGUUUAUGAUGAGAAGAAUCCCAAUAUCGGGAUUGGUAUAGAAUGGUCAACAGAGCAGGCAGCAGAGGAGUUUGAGCAGGCUAUAAUGAGUCUGAGCGCGAAACCGAUAUUCUCCUGGUCUCAGACCCAAGGCUCGGGUCACGUCUACGACGCAGUGGACGACACUCCGGAUCACAAGAAAUACAAAAUCAUCAUGGUGUGUCAGGCACACGCGUGCUGGAAGUCCAGUGGUGUAUAUUAUGUCUACAGAGACAUCGACUACAGCUAUGAGCAUGGCAGCCGCAGUGUCCGAUUUCCGCAUAUAUUUCACACCCACUACAUAUCAUCACACGUGGAUCAGUUGUACCGUGCUGACUCUCAGGUUAGAUUCUCCCACAGCGAGAAGGUGACGGGAAGCGUUGCGAUAAGCUUCGACGAAGUGCUCACCCUGCAGGGAUUCAUGAGCUCACUGGCAUCCUCCCACGAACUCGUGUUCUCCAGACGUGCCACAUCUCUUACAACCAAAUCCAAGUUCUUCUUCGGCCAUAAGAAAUCAUCCAAGGGAGACUCGGAGGUACAGCUGUGGCGAGAUGGGGAGAAUCUUCGUCUUGCUGCACGAUGGAAAAGUGAUCAAAUCGCGGACAAGUGGUUAACAUUGAGGAUGCCAGCUCGGGAGCCGACGCGGGACCACAAUGAUCGAAUAAAUUUUCCCACGCAGGAGUUUUCAAGAGGAAUGGUGCUCAAUAUGGCUAAGAUAGCCGCUGGAAAAGCGAAGGACCCGAGUAAGGAACGAUCGCGAGGUCCUGUGACGAUUCAUUUCGCAACAACAAAAGGUGGGUUCCCGAAGGAGCAUGAUGGGGCAUGCAAGUAUAUAUCCUGGUUACUCUCCGCUUCGAAGCUAAUGAUCAACAUUGAGUGA
Molecule: messenger RNA, 2205 nt
Organism: Aspergillus aculeatus ATCC 16872
Lineage: Eukaryota; Fungi; Ascomycota; Eurotiomycetes; Eurotiales; Aspergillaceae
Exons: 4
Coding region: 1-2205 (734 amino acids)
Source: RefSeq, a predicted model, not a curated record